UAAUGUCUGGUAGUGAUUCAGAACUUGAAAUGAUACCUUUUGAGGUAGCUAAAUAAGCAGAAAUUGAAAGAAAAAGAUAAGUAGCUGAAUAGAAAACAUAAGCAAAUUAAAAAAAACAAUUAUAGAAGGAUUAAAUAAAACAGAAAAUUAAAAAGGAUAAAGAAAUAUAAUUAAAAGCUAAACAAACUAAUUUAUUUGAAGAUGAACCUCCUGAAUAAAGUAGUAGUACUUAAUCACAUUUCACUAAUAAUAAAAUUGAUGAAUCAUUCUAAAGAAAUUUGAAUGAAAAAUUAUCUGAAAAAGUUAUUAAAUCCAUUAAAAUGCCAUAAAUAUAAUAAGCAACAACAAUCCCAAUUGAAAUUAAAUCUAAAAAAAGUAUAUAUAUAUAUAUAUAUAUAAUCAUAGUAAUUAAGAAAUUUAAUGAAAAAGUAUCAAUAGAAACAUUAGGAAGAGAAGUGGAUCAUAAACAAAAUUCAUUAUAAUCAUUAAAUUUCUUAAAGUAACAUUUAAUUGACAAAUAAUAAAGAGUACCUUUGUCUAAAAUCAUUUCAAAAAAAAAAUGA
Molecule: messenger RNA, 563 nt
Organism: Paramecium pentaurelia
Lineage: Eukaryota; Ciliophora; Oligohymenophorea; Peniculida; Parameciidae
Source: the annotation of a GenBank genome assembly